Molecule: messenger RNA, 14828 nt
Organism: Diceros bicornis minor
Lineage: Eukaryota; Metazoa; Chordata; Mammalia; Perissodactyla; Rhinocerotidae
Gene: TNXB
Product: tenascin XB
Exons: 46
Coding region: 1324-14643 (4439 amino acids)
Molecular function (GO): protein binding
Source: RefSeq, a predicted model, not a curated record
UAAAGAUGUAGCUGGCUCUGGGGUGGGGUGGGUAUGGUAUCAGAGACCUCGUGUCAUCCCCUUGAACCCGCCCCUGCAACACUGGGGUAUGUCUGUGUCUAGCAGGGGGAUGGGGGAGGGAUGUCCCAUGGCGUGACAGCCCGGAGAAUACAGAUCCCUGGAAUGUAUCUGAGUAAACAGGAAGGACAGGGGCCCCCACACCCUUUGGGGUGAGCAGUCUCCCUGGAUCCCCUGCAUUCUAGCAGGUUCUCCCUCCCUCCCCUCACUUUCCAGGAGGAACAGCUCGAACAAACAACAGAGCUGGGGCCAGAGGGCUGUGAGCCCAGAGAGGAGGGGCCACAGUGGAGAGGGGGGCGGUGUUUGCAGGGAAGGGUAGUGUUGAGGAGCAUCUUAGCCCUAACCUGGAGGAGCCUGAGAGUUGAGUCCAGUUGAAAGAACAAGUCAAGAGGGAUCUGGCCCGAAAAGGCUGUGCUUUCUAAUUAGGAGGAAGGGGAGCAGGACAAAGGGUGAGGGGCCAAGUCCCAUCAACCUGGGACUCUGUCAGCAGCUCCUGUCCAGCAGCGCCUCAGGCCCAGCCCUGGAGGAGUGUCCUGGGUCAGCUAGAGGGUGUGGGCUGGGCCUGGGCUCGACGCCUAGGUGACUGGACGGGGCCGCCUGGGCCACAAGCCCAGGCCUGAAGGAGGGGGGAAAAGCCUCACGUGUCCAGCCAGGCUACCCCCUCCCCAUUACUGUGUUUGGGGUGAAAACAGACCAAGUAACUAUGGGAACCUGGAACUGGGACUCCCAGGAACUAGGCCUCUCCUCCCUCCAGAGGGCAGCCCUGGCUCCUCAGCCAGCACUUCCUGUCUCAAGGUCCCUCGAGCCUUAUCCAGCCUUUUCCAGGCAGUGAAUGUAAAAACAAGGAUUGUGGAGGCAGAUCACCUGAGUUGGAUUCCCUGCUUUGACUUUUAUUAGUGGAUGUCCUUGGAACUUGGAGGUUCAUUCAAGGACAGAGGCCCAGAGCUGAAGACACCUGGACUGAGGAUUCAGAGAACAGCCAGAGCACGCGGACAGUUCUUGACAACACCCCAACCUUUCUACCCAUCACCCGGGACACCUCAGUGAAGCCUCCCUCCUCCUCGCUGUCGCUGCCGAGAUCGACGGUCGGUCGGUCGGGUCGUGGCUCAGUGAGCCCCUGCUGCAGGGAACAAGCAAGGGGACAUCCAGGGAGCCCAGGGCUGCCAAGGGGAGCCCACCCUGCCCUGCCCUGAGAACCUCCCCUCCCAAGGUCAGGGACAGAGCAGGUGCAGAGGCACUGCAACCGCUCAUUGCCCAGCCUCCUGAAUGAUGGCAGCCCAGUGUUCCCUAACCUCCAACCUGGCCCUCCUGGUGCUGCUGGGCACAGUCCAAGCAGGCCCUUUCUCUCCACGGUCCAAUGUGACACUCCCAGCCCCACGGCCCCCUCCCCAGCCAGGGGGCCGCACAGAGGAGCCAAGAAGGGGAAGUCCCUCUUCUCAGCUUUAUGAGCACACCGUGCAAGGAGGGGAGAAGCAGGUGGUGUUCACCCACCGCAUUAACCUGCCCCCUUCAGCUGGCUGUGGCUGUCCCCCGGGCACUGAGCCCCCUGUCCCUGCUUCAGAGGUGCAGGCCCUCAGGAUCCGGCUAGAGAUUCUGGAGGAGCUGGUGAAGGGGCUCAAGGAACAGUGCACCAGCGGAUGUUGUCCUGCUGCUGCCCAGGCUGGCACAGGCCAGACGGACGUUCGUAGCCUUUGCAGUCUCCAUGGCGUGUUUGACCUGAGCCGCUGUGCCUGCUCCUGCGAGCCGGGCUGGGGUGGGCCCACCUGCUCGGACCCCACAGACGCCGAGAUGCCCCCUUCCUCCCCACCCUCAGCCACCGGGUCCUGCCCAGAUGACUGCAACGAUCAGGGUCGCUGUGUCCGCGGGCGCUGCGUGUGCUUCUCUGGCUACACUGGCCCCAGCUGUAGCUGGCCCACCUGCCCCGAGGACUGCCACGGCCGCGGGCGCUGCGUGCAGGGCGUGUGCGUGUGUCGGGCGGGCUUCUCGGGCGACGACUGCAGCCUGCGCUCCUGCCCUCGAGGCUGCAGCCAGAGGGGGCGCUGUGAGGACGGGCGCUGCGUGUGCGACCCCGGCUACACUGGCGAGGACUGUGGGAUGAAGAGCUGCCCUCGAAGUUGCAGCCAGAGGGGGCGCUGCGAGAAUGGGCGCUGCGUGUGCAACCCCGGCUACACUGGCGAGGACUGUGGGGUGAGGAGCUGCCCCCGGGGCUGCAGCCAGAAGGGGCGCUGCGAGGACGGGCGCUGCGUCUGUGACCCUGGCUACGCCGGCGAAGACUGCGGCUCGCGGAGCUGCCCGUGGGACUGUGGCGAGGGCGGGCGCUGCGUGGACGGCCGCUGCGUGUGCUGGCCGGGGUACGCGGGCGAGGACUGUAGCACGCGGACGUGCCCGCGCGACUGCCGAGGCCACGGGCGCUGCGAGGAUGGCGAAUGCAUCUGCGACGCAGGCUACAGCGGGGACGAUUGCGGCGUACGUAGCUGCCCUGGCGACUGCCACCAAAGGGGCCGCUGCGAGGACGGCCGCUGCGUGUGCUGGCCCGGGUACACGGGGCCUGACUGUGGCGCACGCGCCUGCCCGCGCGACUGUCGGGGCCGCGGGCGCUGCGAGAACGGCGUGUGCGUGUGCAACGCGGGCUACAGCGGCGAGGACUGCGGCGUGCGCAGCUGUCCCGGGGACUGUCGCGGCCGGGGCCGCUGCGAGAAUGGCCGCUGCGUGUGUUGGCCCGGGUAUACAGGGCGGGACUGCGGCAUGCGCGCCUGCGCCGGCGACUGUCGCGGGCGCGGGCGCUGCGUGGACGGCCGCUGCGUAUGCAACGCGGGCUUCACGGGCGAGGACUGCGGGAGUCGUCGGUGCCCCGGGGACUGCCGCAGUCGCGGUCGCUGCGAAGAUGGCGUGUGCGUGUGCGACGACGGCUACUCGGGCGAGGACUGCGGCGCGCGCAGCUGCCCCGGAGGUUGCCGAGGUCGCGGCCAGUGCUUGGACGGGCGCUGCGUGUGCGACGACGGCUACUCGGGUGAGGACUGCGGCGAGAGGCGGUGCCCGCGCGACUGCAGCCAGCACGGCGUGUGCCGGGACGGUGUGUGCACCUGUUGGGAGGGCUACGCGGGCGAGGACUGCGGCCUCCGUACCUGUCCCUCCAACUGCAACCGGCGCGGCCGCUGUGAGGACGGGCGCUGCGUGUGCGACUCAGGCUACACCGGCCCCUCCUGCUCCACGCGCACCUGCCCGGCCGACUGCCGGGGCCGUGGGCGCUGUGUGCAGGGAGUGUGCGUGUGCCACGCGGGCUACAGCGGCGAGGACUGUGGGCAAGAAGAGCCUCCCGCCAACGCCUGCCCUGGGGGCUGCGGGCCCCGGGAACUGUGCCGCGCGGGCCAGUGUGUAUGCGUCGAGGGUUUCCGAGGUCCCGACUGCGCCAUCCAGACGUGCCCCGGGGAUUGCCGCGGCCGGGGAGAGUGUCGUGAGGGCAGCUGCAUCUGCCAAGAUGGCUAUGCAGGGGAGGACUGCGGGGAAGAGGUGCCAGCCAUUGAGGGCAUGAGGAUGCACCUCCUGGAGGAGACCACGGUUCGGACAGAGUGGACCCGGGCUCCCGGCCCUGUGGAUGCCUAUGAAAUACAGUUCAUCCCUACAACAGAGGGGGUGAGCCCCCCAUUCACGGCACGUGUGCCCAGCUCUGCUUCGGUCUAUGACCAGAGAGGAUUGUCUCCUGGUCAGGAUUACCAGGUCACUGUCCGUGCCCUUCGCGGGACUAGCUGGGGCCCUCCUGCCUCCAAGACCAUCACCACCAUGAUCGAUGGCCCCCAGGACCUCCGCGUGGUGGCUGUGACGCCAACCACACUGGAGCUCAGCUGGCUGCGUCCCCAGGCCGAGGUGGACCGAUUCGUGGUGUCCUAUGUCAGCGCUGGCAACCAGAGGGUGCGGCUGGAAGUGCCCCCUGAGGCAGAUGGGACACUGCUGACUGACCUGAUGCCAGGCGUGGAAUAUGUGGUGACUGUCACUGCAGAGCGGGGCCGGGCAGUAAGCUACCCAGCUUCCGUCAGGGCCAACACAGCGCCAGGCCACUACAGUUACCCGGAGGUGCGCCCCCCAGCCCCACCCCCCAAGUCUCGGCCCAGGCCCGCCUCGGCCUCGCGGCCCGCGCGCCCUGCUCGCCCCCCUCGGCCCUCGCGGCCCACAGAGGAGGGGGAGGAGGAGACUCGGCCCGGGCCUAGCCUGCCCCAGCCCCCACGGCGGGCGUGGGGCAACCUGACGGCCGAGCUGGGCCGCGUCCGCGGCACGGUGCAGGACCUGGAGCGCCACCUGCGGGCCCACGGCUACCCACUGCGGGCAAACCAGACCUACAAGUCGGUGGCGCGCCACAUCCACGAAUACUUGCAACGGCGGCGUCUGGCGGGUGCCGUCCCCGCCGGCUCCCCCGCACCCCCGCCCCGUCGCCCCCAUCCCACCGCCAGCCCCGACUCAGGCACCUGGAAGCGGGACUCCAACCAGGGCAUCUACGGCCUCUCGCCUGAAGGCGUCGACCGAGUGUCUGCGCCUCGCCACCCCAAGCCUGAGGUGCUGGGCAGUUCCGCCGACGGCGCAUUACUCGUGUCCCUCGACGGGCUCCGCGGCCACUUCGAGCGCGUGGUGCUGCGCUGGCGGCCCCAGCCGCCCGCUGAGGGCCCCGGCGGGGAGGUGACUGUGCCGGGCACCACGCGCACCGUCAGCCUACCCGACCUCAGGCCCGGCACCACCUACCACGUGGAGGUCCACGGGGUGCGGGCAGGGCAGACCUCCAAGUCCUACGCCUUCAUCACCACCACAGGGUCCUCCCCUUCUGACCUCUUGGGGGCCACUGAUGAACCUCCUCCCUCAGGCCCUUCAACGACUCAAGGAGCCCAAGCCCCCGUCCUGCAGCAGCGCCCCCAGGAGCUGGCAGAGUUGAGGGUGCUGGGCAGAGACAAGACAGGGCGCCUCCGCGUGGCCUGGACCGCCCAGCCUGACACCUUUGCCCACUUCCAGCUGCGCCUGUGGGGGCCCGAGGGGCCGGAGGCUCAUGAGGAACUACUGCCAGGGGAUGUCCGCCAGGCUCUGGUGCCCUCACCCCCUCCUGGAGCCCCCUAUGAGUUGUCACUUCGUGGGGUCCCCCCCAAGGGCGAGCCCUCUGCCCCUCUCAUCUACCAAGGCGUUAUGGACAAGGAUGGGGAGAAGCCCGGGAAGCCACUGGUCCCACCACGCCUGGGCGAGCUGACAGCAACCGACGUAACCUCCAACUCUCUGCUCCUGCACUGGACGGUCCCUGAGGGCGAGUUCGACUCCUUUGUGAUCCAGUACAAAGACAGGGACGGGCCCCAGGUGGUGCCCGUGGAGGGGCCCCAGCGCUCCGCCCUCAUCACCAACCUGGACCUCGGCCGAAAGUACAAAUUUGUCCUGUAUGGGCUGGUGGGCAAGAAGAGGCAUGGCCCCCUAGUGGCUGAAGCCAAGAUUCUGCCUCAGAGUGAUGGCACCCCAGCAACUCCACCACGCCUGGGAAAGCUGUGGGUGACAGAUCCCAUGCCAGACUCGCUGCACCUCUCCUGGACUGUCCCUGAGGGCCAGUUCGACUCCUUCGUGGUUCAGUACAGGGACAGGGAUGGACGGCCCCAGGUGGUGCCCGUGGAAGGGCACGAGCACUCGGUCCUUGUUUCCCCCCUGGACUCGGACCACAAGUACAGAUUCACUCUGUUUGGGAUUGCCAACAAGAAGCGGCAUGGCCCCCUCAUGGCUGAUGGCACCACUGCCUCAGAGAAGAGAGAGGAACCCCGCCACCCAGAGUCCCCCGAGCAGCCCCUGCUGGGGGAGCUGACGGUGACCGGCGCGACCCCAGACUCCCUACGCCUGUCCUGGACGGUGGCCCAGGGUUCCUUCGACUCCUUCAUGGUCCAGUAUAAGGAUGUGCAGGGGCAGCCCCAGGCAGUGCCCGUCGAGGGGGAUGAGAAUGAGGUCACCAUCCCCGGCCUGGAGCCCGACCGGAAGUAUAAGAUGAACCUCUAUGGGCUUCAUGGCAGGCAGCGUGUGGGGCCUGUGUCUGUGGUGGCCACCACUGCCCCCCAGGAUGUUGCGGAUGAGACCCCCAGCCCCACUGAGGUGGAGACCCCCAGCCCCAAGGAACCCAGCACAGAGGCCCUGGAGCCCCCUGAGGAGCCCCUCUUGGGGGAGCUGACGGUGACAGGAUCCUCCCCAGACUCGCUGAGCCUGUCCUGGACCGUCCCCCAGGGCCACUUUGACUUCUUCACUGUCCAGUACAAAGACAGGGACGGGCGGCCCCAGGCAGUGCGUGUCAGGGGCGAAGAGAGCGAGGUCACUGUUGGGGGCCUGGAGCCGGGGCGCAAGUACAAGAUGAACCUGUAUGGGCUGCAGGAGGGGCGGCGCGUGGGCCCUGUGUCCACAGUGGGCAUUACUGCUGCGCAACCAGAAGAAGAGUCUCCUCCAGCCACAGAGCCCCCGCUGGAGCCACGCCUGGGGGAGCUGACAGUGACGGAUGUGACUCCCAACUCUGUGGGCCUCGCAUGGACAGUCCCUGAGGGCCAGUUCGACUCCUUCAUGGUCCAGUACAAGGACAGGGACAGGCAGCCCCAGGUGGUGCCUGUGGCUGCAGACCAGCGCGAGGCCACAGUGCCUAACCUGGAGCCUGCACACAAAUACAAGAUGAACUUCUACGGGCUACAUGGUGGGCAGCGUGUGGGCCCCCUCUCUGUGGUAGCUGUGACAGCUCCCCUCCCCACAGCCCCAGCCACAGAGUCCCCCCAAGAGCCGCGCCUGGGGGAGCUAACAGUGACGGAUGUGACCCCGGACUCCGUGGGCCUCUCGUGGACAGUCCCCGAGGGCGAAUUCGACUCCUUCGUGGUCCAGUACAAGGACAGGGACGGGCAGCCCAAGGUGGUGCCUGUGGACGCAGACCAGCGCGAGGCCACCGUCCCCGGCCUGGAGCCCAGUAGGAAAUACAAGUUCCUGCUCUUUGGGAUCCAGGACGGGAAACGACGCAGCCCAGUCUCUGUGGAGGCAAAGACGGCUGCCCAAGGUGACGCCAGCCCAGGGGCCCCACCCCGCCUCGGGGAGCUGUGGGUGACAGACCCCACCCCAGACUCAGUGCGCCUCUCCUGGACAGUCCCUGAGGGCCACUUCGACUCCUUUGUGGUCCAGUUCAAGGACAGGGAUGGGCCCCGGGUGGUGCCCGUGGAAGGCCAUGAGCGCGCGAUCACCAUCAGCCCUCUGGACACCGGCCGCAAGUACAGAUUCCUCCUCUACGGCCUCCUGGGCAAGAGACGCCACGGCCCCCUCACUGCAGAUGGCACCACAGAGACCCAGAGUACUAUGGAUGAAGCUGGAACAAAACGUCCCCCAAAACCCCGUCUGGGGGAUGAGCUGCAGGUGACCAGCGUGACACCAGACUCCGUGGACCUCUCCUGGACAGUCCCUGAGGGCCAGUUUGACUCCUUUGUGGUCCAGUACAAGGACAGGGAUGGGCAGCCCCAGGUGGUGCCCGUGGAGGGCAGCCUCAGGGAGGUCAGAGUCUCAGGCCUGGACCCCGCCCGCAAGUACAAGCUGCUGCUCUACGGGCUGCACCAGAGCAGGCGUGUGGGUCCCGUCUCCGCCAUUGCUGUGACUGCCCCCAGGGAAGAAAUUGAAGCUGAGACCAUGGCCCCAAGCCCUCCAGUGUCUGAGCCCCACCUUGGGGAGCUGACCCUGGAGGAGGCCACGCCGCACACCCUGCAUCUCUCCUGGACUGUGAUUCAGGGAGAAUUUGACUCCUUUGAGGUCCAGUACGCAGACCAGGAUGGGCGACUCCAAGUAGUCAGUUUAGAGGGCAACCAGAAUGACAUCACCCUCUCUGGCCUGGAAUCUGACCACAGAUACCUGGUGAACCUGUACGGUAUCCAUGGCCAGCAGCGUGUGGGUCCUGCUCACAUCGAGGCCCUGACAGUCCCAAGGGAAGAGGAGGAUGAACCUUCAGAACCUCCCACUAUGACUCCCGAGCCUCCCAUCAAGCCACGCCUGGGGGAGCUGGCAGUGACAGACGCCACCCCCGACUCCCUGGGCCUCUCCUGGACAGUCCCCGAGGGCCACUUUGACCACUUCCUGAUCCAGUACAAGAACGGAGACGGGCAGCCAAAGGCGGUGCGGGUGCCAGGGCAUGAGGACUGGGUCACCAUCACAGGCCUAGAACCAGACCAGAAGUACAAGAUGAACCUGUAUGGCUUCCACAGCGGCCAGCGUGUGGGCCCUGUCUCUGUCAUCGGGGUGACGGCUGCAGAGGAAGAGACCCCCAGCCCAACGGAACCCAGCACAGAGGCCCCGGAGGCCCCCGCGGAGCCCCUUCUUGGGGAGCUGACGGUGACAGGAUCCUCCCCAGACUCGCUGAGCCUGUCCUGGACCAUCCCCCAGGGCCACUUUGACUUCUUCACUGUCCAGUACAAGGAGAGGGACGGGCGGCCCCGGGUGGUGCGUAUUGGGGGUGAGGAGAAUGAGGUCACCAUUGCGGGCCUGGAGCCGGGGCGCAAGUACAAGAUGAACCUGUACGGCCUGCAUGAGGGGCAGCGCGUGGGCCCUGUAUCCACCGUGGGCGUGACGGCUCCCAAAGAAGAGACCCCUGCCAGCACCCUUUUGAAGCCGCGCCUGGGGGAGCUGACAGUGACAGACGCCACCCCCGACUCCCUGGGCCUCUCCUGGACAGUCCCCGAGGGCCGCUUUGACCACUUCCUGAUCCAGUACAAGAACGGGGACGGGCAGCCCAAGGUGGUGCGGGUGCCAGGGCACGAGGAUGGAGUCACCGUCACAGGCCUGGAGCCAGACCAGAAGUACAAGAUGAACCUGUACGGCUUCCACGGAGGCCAGCGUGUGGGCCCCGUCUCCACCGUUGGUUUAACUGCCCCAGAAACAGACCAGGAAAUGACCCCAGCUCCAACAGACCCACCCAUCACGACCUCUGAGCCUCCCAUCAAGCCCCGCCUUGGGGAGCUGGCAGUGACAGACGCCACCCCCGACUCCCUGGGCCUCUCCUGGACAGUCCCCGAGGGCCACUUUAACCACUUCCUGAUCCAGUACAAGAACGGGGAUGGGCAGCCCAAGGCGGUGCGGGUGCCAGGGCGCGAGGAUGGGGUCACCAUCACAGGCCUGGACCCAGACCAGAAGUACAAGAUGAACCUGUACGGCUUCUACGGCGGCCAGCGCGUGGGCCCCAUCUCUGUCAUCGGGGUGACGCCUGCAGAGGAAGAGACCCCCAACCCAACGGAACCCCGCACAGAGGCGGAGCCCCCCGAGGAGCCCCUUCUUGGGGAGCUGACGGUGACAGGAUCCUCCCCAGACUCGCUGAGCCUGUCCUGGACCAUCCCCCAGGGCCACUUUGACUUCUUCACUGUCCAGUACAAGGACAGGGACGGGCGGCCCCAGGUGGUGCGUGUCAAGGGUGAGGACAGCGAGGUUACCGUUGGGGACCUGGAGCCGGGGCGCAAGUACAAGAUGAACCUGUAUGGCUUCCACGGCGGCCAGCGCGUGGGCCCCGUCUCUGUCAUCGGAGUGACAGCUACAGAGGAAGAAACCCCCAGCCCCACAGAAGUGGAGGAGACCCCUAGCCCCACGGAACCCAGCACAGAGGCCCCGGAACCCCCCGAGGAGCCACUUCUUGGGGAGCUGACGGUGACAGGAUCCUCCCCAGACUCGCUGAGCCUGUCCUGGACCGUCCCCCAGGGCCACUUUGACUUCUUCACUGUCCAGUACAAGGACAGGGACGGGCAGCCCCAGGUGGUGCGUGUUGUGGGUGAGGAGAAUCAGGUCACCAUUGGGGGCCUGGAGCCGGGGCGCAAGUACAAAAUGAACCUGUAUGGACUGCGUGAGGGGCAGCGCGUGGGCCCCAUGUCCACCGUGGGCAUGACCGCCCCCGAGGAGGAGGACACCCCCAGCCCCACAGAAGUGGAGGAGACCCCCAGCCCCACUGAGGUGGAGGAGACCCCCAGCCCCAUGGAACCCAGCACAGAGGCACCGGAGCCCCCCAAGGAACCCCUUUUUGGGGAGCUGACGGUGACAAGAUCCUCCCCAGACUUGCUGAGCCUGUCCUGGACCAUCCCCCAGGGCCACUUCGACUUCUUCACUGUCCAGUACAAGGACAGGGAUGGGCAGCCCCAGGGGGUGCGUGUCAGGGGUGAGGAGAGCGAGGUCACCAUUGGGGGUCUGGAGCCGGGGCGCAAGUACAAGAUGAACCUGUAUGGCUUCCACGGCGGCCAGCACGUGGGCCCCGUCUCUGUCAUCGGGGUGACGGCUGCAGAGGAAGAGACCCCCAGCCCCACAGAAGUGGAGGAGACCCCCAGCCCCACAGAACCCAGCACGGAGGCCCCAGAGCACCCCGAGGAGCCCCUCCUGGGGGAGCUGAUGGUGACAGGAUCCUCCCCAGACUCACUGAGCCUGUCCUGGACCGUCCCCCAGGGCCACUUUGACUUCUUCACUGUCCAGUACAAGGACAGGGACGGCCGGCCCCAGGUGGUGCGUGUCAGGGGUGAGGAGAGCGAGGUCACCAUUGGGGGCCUUGAGCCGAGGCGCAAGUACAAGAUGAACCUGUACGGCCUGCAUGAGGGGCAGCGCGUGGGCCCGGUGUCCACCGUGGGCGUGACGGCUCCAGACUAUGAAGCUAUGACCACCGAAGCCCCACCCACCGUGGCCCCCAAGCCUCCCAUCAAGCGGCGCCUGGGGGAGCUGACAGUGACAGACGCCACCCCCGACUCCCUGGGCCUCUCCUGGACAGUCCCCGAGGGCCGCUUUGACCACUUCCUGAUCCAGUACAAGAACGGGGACGGGCAGCCCAAGGUGGUGCGGGUGCCAGGGCACGAGGAUGGAGUCACCAUCACAGGCCUGGAGCCAGACCAGAAGUACAAGAUGAACCUGUACGGCUUCCACGGAGGCCAGCGUGUGGGCCCCGUCUCCACCGUUGGUUUAACUGCCCCAGAAACAGACCAGGAAAUGACCCCAGCUCCAACAGACCCACCCACCACGACCUCUGAGCCUCCCAUCAAGCCCCGCCUUGGGGAGCUGGCAGUGACAGACGCCACCCCCAACUCCCUGGGCCUCUCCUGGACAGUCCCCGAGGGCCACUUUAACCACUUCCUGAUCCAGUACAAGAACGGGGAUGGGCAGCCCAAGGCGGUGCGGGUGCCAGGGCACGAGGACGGGGUCACCAUCACAGGCCUGGAGCCAGACCAGAAGUACAAGAUGAACCUGUACGGCUUCUACGGCGGCCAGCGCGUGGGCCCCAUCUCUGUUAUCGGGGUGACAGCUGCAGAGGAAGAGACCCCCAGCCCAACGGAACCCAGCACAGAGGCCCCGGAACCCCCCGAGGAGCCCCUUCUUGGGGAGCUGACGGUGACAGGAUCCUCCCCAGACUCGCUGAGCCUGUCCUGGACCGUCCCCCAGGGCCACUUUGACUUCUUCACUGUCCAGUACAAGGACAGGGACGGGCGGCCCCAGGUAGUGCGUGUCAAGGGUGAGGACAGCGAGGUCACCGUUGGGGACCUGGAGCCGGGGCGCAAGUACAAGAUGAACCUGUACGGCCUGCAUCAGGGGCGGCGCGUGGGCCCCGUGUCCACCGUGGGCGUGACGACCUCCCUGCCCACAGAGCCCCCUGUGGCACCGCGCCUGGGGGAGCUGGCUGUGGCAGCCAUGACCUCGGACACGGUGCGCCUCUCUUGGACGGUGGCCCAGGGCCCCUUCGAUUCCUUCCUCGUCCAGUACAGGGAUGUGCACGGGCAGCCCCAGGCAGUGCCCGUGGGCGGAGACCUCCGCGAGGUCACUGUCUCGGGUCUGGAGCCCGCCCGCAAGUACAAGUUCCUACUCUUCGGACUCCAGGACGAGAAACGGCACGGCCCAGUCUCUGCAGAUGCCAAGACCGUCCCAGACAAGAAACCUUCUCCCCGCCUGGGGGAGCUGACAGUGACGGCCACAACCCCUGACUCCAUGGGCCUCUCGUGGACAGUCCCCGAGGGCGAAUUUGACUCCUUCGUGGUCCAGUACAAGGACAGGGACGGGCAGCCCAAGGUCGUGCCUGUGGACGCAGACCAGCGAGAGGUCACCAUCCCCGGCCUGGAGCCCAGUAGGAAAUACAAGUUCCUGCUCUACGGACUGGCAGGCAGGAAGCGCCUGGGCCCUGUCUCUGCUGACGGCACCACGGCUCCCCUGGAGAAGGAGCGGCAGCCCCCACCCCGCCUGGGGGAGCUGACAGUGACGGAUGAGACCUCAGACUCCUUGCACCUCUCAUGGACAGUGGCCCUGGGCCCUUUUGACUCCUUCGUGGUUCAGUACAAGGACACAGACGGGAAGCCCCGGGCAGUGCCUGUGGCUGCAGACCAGCGGGAGGUCACCAUAGAGGGCCUAGAGCCUGACAGGAAAUACAAGUUUCUGCUCUUCGGGCUCCUCGGAGGGCAGCGCCUGGGCCCUGUCUCUGUCCUGGGAGUGACAGCCCCAGAAGAGGACAUGCCAGCCCCUUGGCACCUUGCCACAGAGGCCCCCAAGCCCCCCAAAGGGCCCCACCUAGGGGCACUGGCAGUGACUGACGGAAACCCAGACUCCCUGCGCCUCUCAUGGAGUGUGACCCAGGGCCCCUUUGACUCCUUCGUGGUCCAGUAUCGGGACACAGCCGGGCAGCCCCAGGCCUUGCUCGUGGGUGGCAACCAGAACAAGGUCCUCGUGUCAGGCCUGGAGCCCAGCACCUCCUACAAGUUCUUCCUCUACGGCCUCCAUGAAGGGAAGCGCCUGGGGCCCGUCUCAGCCGAGGGCACCACAGGGUCAGCUCCUGCCGGUCAGACCCCAGGGGAGCCAGGGCCCCGCCUGUCCCAGCUGUCCGUGACUGACGUGACCACCAGUUCGCUGCGGCUCAACUGGGACGCCCCACUUGGGGCCUUCGACUCCUUCCUGCUCCGCUACGGGGUCCCAUCGCCAAGCACUCUGGAGCCACAUCCACGUCCCCUGCUGCAGCGGGAGCUGAUGGUACCGGGGACGCGGCGCUCGGCCGUGCUCCGGGACCUGCAUCCAGGGACCCUGUACAGCCUUACAUUGUAUGGGCUGCGAGGGCCCCACAAGGCCGACAGCAUCCAGGGCACCGCCCGUACCCUCAGCCCAGUUCUGGAGAGCCCCCGUGACCUCCAAUUCAGUGAAAUAAGGGAGACCUCAGCCAAGGUCAGCUGGACGCCCCCACCUUCCAGAGUGGACAGCUUCAAAGUUUCCUACCAGCUGGCAGAUGGAGGGGAGCCACAGAGCGUGCAGGUGGACGGCCAAGCCCGGACCCUGAGACUCAAAGGGCUGAUCCCAGGUGCCAACUACGAGGUGACCGUGGUCUCUGUCCGCGGCUUUGAGGAGAGUGAGCCUCUUACAGGCUUCCUCACCACAGUUCCUGACGGCCCCACCCAGCUGCGCGCACUGAACUUGACGGAGGGAUCAGCCUUGCUGCACUGGAAGCCCCCCCAGGCCCCUGUGGACACAUAUGACGUCCGAGUCACAGCCCCAGGGGCCCCGCCUCUACAGGCCUCAGCCCCAGGCAGCUCUGUGGACUACUCCCUGCACGACCUCGUGCUCCACACCAACUACACAGCGACCGUGCGUGGCCUGCGGGGCCCCAACCUCACCUCCUCAGCCAGCAUCACCUUCACCACAGGGUUGGAGGCCCCUCAGGACUUGGAGGCCCAGGAAGUGACCCCCCGCACAGCCUUGCUCACUUGGACGGAACCCCAAGUCCCGCCAACUGGCUACCUGCUCAGUUUCCACACCCCUGGCGGACAGACCCAGGAGAUCCUGCUCCCAGGAGGGGUCACCUCUCACCAGCUCCUGGGCCUCUUUCCUUCCACCCCCUACAGCGCAUGGCUCCGGGCCAUGUGGGGCGAGAGCCUCACGCCGCCCGUGUCCACCUCUUUCACCACUGGUGGACUACGAAUCCCCUUCCCCCGGGACUGUGGGGAGGAGAUGCAGAACGGGCCCAGCACCUCGAGGACCACCACCAUCUUCCUCAAUGGCAACCGCGAGCGGCCCCUGAACGUGUUUUGUGACAUGGAGACAGAUGAGGGCGGCUGGCUGGUGUUCCAGCGCCGCAUGGAUGGAAAAACGGACUUCUGGAGGGAUUGGGAGGACUAUGCCCACGGUUUUGGGAACAUCUCUGGGGAGUUCUGGCUGGGCAAUGAAGCCCUGCACAGCCUGACGACAGCUGGCGACUACUCCAUGCGUGUGGACCUGAGGGCUGGGGACGAGGCCGUGUUUGCCCAGUACGACUCCUUCCGAGUAGACUCGGCUGCUGACUACUACCGCCUCCACCUGGAAGGCUAUCAUGGCACUGCAGGGGACUCCAUGAGCUACCACAGCGGCAGCGUCUUUUCCGCCCGUGAUCGAGACCCCAACAACUUGCUCAUCUCCUGUGCCGUCUCGUACCGUGGGGCCUGGUGGUACAGGAACUGCCACUAUGCCAACCUCAACGGGCUCUACGGGAGCACGGUGGACCACCAGGGUGUGAGCUGGUACUACUGGAAGGGCUUCGACUUCUCCGUGCCCUUCACGGAAAUGAAACUGAGACCAAGAAGCUACCGGCCCCCCGCCCGGGGAGGCUGAGCCGCGCUCACCUCUCCCGCGCCCCAGUAUGACUGCCGAGCACUGAGGGGUCGCGCUGAGAGAAGAGCCAGGGGCCACCGUCGCCACCCAGCCACCGGAGGAAGCCUUCUCCACCCGCGAUCUCACAGCACCAUGUUUACAGGGGGGAGGGAAGGGGAUUGUAGGGAAGCAAUAAAAGGAGAAAC